Molecule: messenger RNA, 678 nt
Organism: Cyanidioschyzon merolae strain 10D
Lineage: Eukaryota; Rhodophyta; Bangiophyceae; Cyanidiales; Cyanidiaceae
Product: mitochondrial ribosomal protein S15 precursor
Exons: 1
Coding region: 1-678 (225 amino acids)
Biological process (GO): translation
Cellular component (GO): ribosome
Molecular function (GO): structural constituent of ribosome
Source: RefSeq, a predicted model, not a curated record
AUGAACAGCGGGGCUGUCGGUCUCUGGCGGCGACAGACCUGGGCUCUUUCUGCGCUUUCACGGGCUGCUACAGGGCUAUGUCCAGCCCUGCGGCCGCUUGCAACUGAGGCGACUGACACCAACGGCAGUAGCGUCGGCAGCGGCGGCAACGGCCAAACGGCUGCAACGGGCAGGCCUGAGGACGUUUCCGCAGAACGAACGUCGGUCACUGCACCGCCACAGUCGUUCCCAGUAGCUGCGGAGCUCGUCGGCAUACCGCGAAACGUUUACGACUCGUUGCCAGAACCUGUGCAGACGGCACUGCUCGCGGAGUUCGCCACAGGGGAACAGCUCCAGACCUGGCGGGAGCGCGUUGCAGUGAGAGCCUUUCAGCGACACGAACUCGACACGGGCUCUCCCGAGGUGCAGAUCGCUAUUCUGACCACUCGCAUAGCGAACCUGACCCGACACUUGCGACUCCAUAGGAAAGACGUGAGGACGAAACGAAGCCUGGAGCAUAUCGUCGCACAACGCCGAAGACUUUUGCGAUACUUGUUUCGCACAGAACCAGGGCGCUAUGAGGACACCGUGGAGCGACUCGGUAUUCGCUCGGGUUCUCUUGUGGAUCCACAGACAGAACGUCGUGCACGUCGACCCGGUGAUCUGAGUGUACCCACCGGCAACCGUAAUCGACCUUGA